AUGCCAACAACACCUUGGCGGACGUUGAGCCAUUGUUUCAUCAAGCCGCCGUUGAGAUCCAAACUAGGGAACCGCAAAAGGUCCAACCACGGGCUGGCGGAUGCUGCCGACAGAGCUCUGGCCAGGACCCUGAGAAAUUUUGCCCCAAAACUCGGUCUGGAGCUUGGCUGGGGUUUUACGGCGAGGACAUGA
Molecule: messenger RNA, 192 nt
Organism: Podospora pseudocomata
Lineage: Eukaryota; Fungi; Ascomycota; Sordariomycetes; Sordariales; Podosporaceae
Exons: 2
Coding region: 1-192 (63 amino acids)
Source: RefSeq, a predicted model, not a curated record